GCGACAUGGGCAUAUCGUCUUCCAAGUCAAGCACUAUCAGUAUACGACGGGAAAGUGCUGAUGCCGCACCUCCUGCUGCCGAAGAAGCUACCGGGGAAGGUGAAGAUCCGAAUGUCACGGUCAUCAUACUAGGCCCGCGGUGGGUGCGUGACAGAAAUACAGGACAGCAAUAUGUCGAAAAGAACCGACGCAGAAUCGAUAUGCUCGAACGAAGGGGUGAAGUCACGCAUGUCCUUCGUGAACAAGGCAAGCGAUUCUUCACUAGGCACAAAGACGGGACUAUGCAAAUGGAUCCCAAGAGAGCAUCAGUCGGUGGGUGUAUCUGGCAAGCAUUGAAGAUAGCAAAGUGCUUACUGCGAGCAGAUGAGGCUGUUGUAGUUGAGGUUCCAGCUGGGGCACCUGCGGUCACGGAGGUUGCUCCAGGAUUUGCUUAUACCGGAUUCGAUGUGAGACGAGGAAAGAGCGACCGAACGCCGAAUAACCAAAGUUCGGAGAUACUUGUGCACUCGAGAGAGUCACGCCCUCACAGCAAUCACAGUAUCAAUUCGUCACGCCGACCAUUCCUGAAACCCCUAAAGCAGUGCUCAUCAUUUCCCAACCUCGAAUCUUAUCGCUACCAAGCGCAUCCUUCACAAGCAAUUCGAAUGAGCGGGCCAUCGUUGGGCAUCGAAGAACUAUGGAACCUGAUAUCUGUACCAGCGAACAUACAAGUGCUAGACGACCACCUACUAUCUACUCAUCCAACGUUCGAGACACCGCCUGACAGACAGCAACCAUGGGUCCGCAUGGCCGUAUCAAAGAAUUCAGACGGGACUUUCCAAGGCAUGCUUCUCGAGCGAGGUGUCCUCUUUGCCGAAACCAAACGUUGUCCGAGCCCCUACGAAGCAGUGCUAGAGAUGUUCGAGCAUACAUCAUCACUUGUUGCAAUGUUCUUGGCACGAGAGACACACGCGUUGAGGCAUGGAGAACAGAAAGACGAUGAGACGGUCGUGAGACUGGAUUUGAUCAGAAGGAAACCGGGGGAGUGCUUCGAGAAAGUUUGUAAGAAGUGGACUGAUGACAAGGGUCGGAGACGGUCUAGCGCACAGGAGCUUGAGAAGGAUGUCAUGCGUGGUGUU
Aureobasidium musti is the source of this 1118-nucleotide messenger RNA. NCBI's taxonomy places the organism in Eukaryota, Fungi, Ascomycota, Dothideomycetes, Dothideales, Saccotheciaceae. The record is from the annotation of a GenBank genome assembly.